This is a messenger RNA of Belonocnema kinseyi, 1220 nucleotides long. It is a transcript of the gene jdp, whose product is annotated as J domain-containing protein. Bases 617 to 1138 code for a protein of 173 amino acids. The record is from RefSeq and is a predicted model, not a curated record. The transcript has 5 exons. Gene Ontology annotation, cellular component: cytoplasm. Lineage: Eukaryota; Metazoa; Arthropoda; Insecta; Hymenoptera; Cynipidae.
UCUUGUGAAUGAGAUCUUGUGUUUUAAGUGAACCGUGACAGUUAUCACAAAUACUCGAUUUUUCUUCAUCAACAAGUAGGACAAAUUUAUUUUAAUUUCUAAUUAUAACCGAAUAAAAAGUGAUUUUUUGUUAUAAAAUUUUUAAUAUGUGACGUAGAUGCAUUCAACUUGAUGCCAGUCUGGAUUAUAAAAGUGUUAUUGUGUAUACAAGAAACCAGUUUACGAAAAAAAAAGGGGAGAGUCUGAAUCGAAGUCCAAUUUUGCUGAUUGAGAGUGUCGUCGCCGUCAUCAGGAGUCGUGGGUGAAAUCGUCAAAAUGUCAGUGUUCUAGUAAAGGGAACCGAAGUGCGCAGCUACGGAUUUAACGACGUUUCCACGGCGCGGGCGCCGCUGAUUUCCCGGGGAAUCGGGACUUUCCGGGUCGAGACUAGCUUUUCUUCUCAUUUUCGAGCGCGCAUUAGUAACGUUCUGUCACCGCAACAGGUGAAAUCUUUUAUUUAAAAAUCCUCGCGAUUUUAAAAAUAUUCGUAAAAACUCGAAAAAAAAGUGAUUAGUAUUUAAAAAAAAACGAGAAAAGAUAGUUUUUUUCAAGAAGGAAAAGGUCCAGGAGAACGAAAAUGAGUGUCGACGAUAUCCUAAACUACACGCCUGAUGAGGAUGAAGACCUCUACGCAAUUCUAGGAUGCGACGAAUCUGCAACGGUUGAGCAGAUCACUGCCGAGUACAAGGCUUUGGCUCUUCAGUACCAUCCUGAUAAAAAUGAAGGCAACAAGGAAGCGGAGGCAAAAUUCCAGAUGCUUAAAAAUGCCAAGGAGAUAUUAUGUGACCCUGAAAAGAGGAGCAAUUAUGACAAAUGGAGGCACAGCGGGAUCUCAAUCAGUUAUAAGAAGUGGCUUGGAAUGAAGGAUUCAGUCCAUCAGUCGAUGCACUGGAGCACACCAAAGACGAAGGACAGGAUGUUGCCAGAUGGCGCUGGUGCAGGGGGUUCCCCUGGUCACGUGAGAGGCCAGCCAAUGAACGCUAACAGGCGCGCAUCAGAAGGGGGAGCUAACAUCCACUACGGCGCACGUCGGGAUGUAAACUGGGACGCUCAGCCACCCAGCGAGGUUGUUAAUAAAUUUCGCAAUUAUGAAAUUUAAAAACUGAGCCGCCCCUCUGCUUUUGAAAAUCGUGCGUUUCCGAUGGCCAAUUAUAAUUCGAUGACUACACCAUAAAAAAAAA